GAAAUAUUGCAAGGUAACAGUGUUUCCUCGAGUUGAAUUGGUGGAAAUCAGUUUUUAAAUUGCACGGUGACGAGAAAUCCUGUGGCUGCUCUUAUUUCUUUGCAACAGUACAAUAUGCAUGACUCGUUGACGAUGGUGCUUUGGUAAACCUCUCCGACCCAAACUCAUGCACACCUGAAUCAACAUGCACGAUCGAAUGGAUAAGCAUUCGAAUAUUCACUACACCGUAUACCACCACAUUGGGAUCAAACCAGCGACAAAAUGUGAUUGGGAUCACACCCAUACAGAGUAUUUCACUUGGAAAACACAUGAUAUUUACUUGAGGUCUGAUGUGAAGCCACCCAUGGAAAUUAUCAGUACGGACAUGAAGCCAGAAGUAGAUAUGCCAUCACAAAAAACAGGAAAGCAACUAAACAAUCCACCAGAACCCCCACUUCAAGCCCCACCUAAAGAGCCAAGUCAAGCCCCACCUCAGUCCCCAUCUCAAGCUCCACCUGAAGCCCCACCUAAAGCUCCACUUAAAGGUCCACCUAAAGCGCAAGGAACUAAGCCAAACCAUGGAUUGGAAUUAGACAGAUAACAUAGAAAAACCUUAGAUAACAAAUAAUAAUAUUUAAUGGAAAUUACUAAGUCAAAAUUUUUGUGCAUCUUAUACACACUUCCACAAAACUUCCAAUUUCAUUUAAGUUCUUUUUCCAACAUUUUAU
Tribolium madens (black flour beetle) is the source of this 707-nucleotide messenger RNA. Its product is annotated as non-classical arabinogalactan protein 31-like. Bases 185 to 580 code for a protein of 131 amino acids. Lineage: Eukaryota; Metazoa; Arthropoda; Insecta; Coleoptera; Tenebrionidae. The transcript is spliced from 3 exons. The record is from RefSeq and is a predicted model, not a curated record.